AUGCUUGAGCCGAGCACAAGAUAUGCCAUUGUAUGUGACAACCUCAAGAAAGUGUAUCCAGGUAUGGAUGGGAACCAGCCUAAAAUGGCAGUUCAAGGGCUAUCUCUCGCGGUACCUUCAGGAGAAUGCUUCGGCAUGUUAGGGCCCAAUGGUGCUGGAAAGACCUCCUUCAUCAAUAUGAUGACUGGGCUUGUGAAACCAACAUCUGGAGCAGCUUUUGUUCGAGGAGUUUCUGAUAAACCUGCUGGAAAAUACAGUGGUGGUAUGAAAAGACGGCUAAGUGUAGCCAUUUCACUUAUUGGUAGUCCUAAGGUGGUGUAUAUGGAUGAGCCGAGCACAGGACUGGAUCCAGCUUCAAGAAUGAACCUAUGGACGGUCAUCAAACGAGCAAAAUCACACACUGCGAUAAUUCUCACUACUCACUCAAUGGAAGAAGCAGAGUUUCUCUGUGACCGAUUGGGUAUUUUUGCAGAUGGAAGGUUACAAUGCAUAGGGAACCCAAAAGAGCUAAAGGGAAGAUACGGUGGUUCUUAUGUGUUUACUAUGACAACAGCAUUAGAGAAUGAGAAAGAUGUAGAGAUGUUGGUUCAAAAUGUUUCUCCAAACGCCAAGAAGAUAUAUCACAUCGCAGGGACACAGAAGUUCGAAAUGUCUAAAGAAGAAGUUCGAAUCUCAGAAGUGUUUCAGGCGGUGGAGAAGGCCAAGAGCAGCUUCAGGGUGUUUGCUUGGGGACUUGCGGACACAACUCUUGAAGAUGUCUUCAUUAAGGUCGCUAGAACUUCCAAAGCUUUUAAUGUAUUUUCUUGA
Molecule: messenger RNA, 807 nt
Organism: Thlaspi arvense
Lineage: Eukaryota; Viridiplantae; Streptophyta; Magnoliopsida; Brassicales; Brassicaceae
Source: the annotation of a GenBank genome assembly